AUGUCGCAUUCAUACUCCCAAACCAGAAAUGACAGUCUCACCGCACCCCGAGACUCACUAGAACUCGCCUCCCUCGCCUCCUCCUCCCCCGUCUCCAUAGCCGGGUCCACACGCUCCUCCUCCGACGGCAUCUCCUCAUCCCGCAAGCUCUCCCUCGAAGACGAAGACCCGCUCGGCGAGUCGCACGGAGACGGCGAGCUCGAGACCGGCCGUCGCCACAGAGCCCUCAGCACAUAUUCCAUAUCCUCCGCUUUCGAUUUCGGGCGCACUCUUUUCCCGCUGUCGCAAACACAAGGUGGCUAUGCGCCCCUAGGCACCCCGUCCGCAGAGACACCGGGCUUGGAUGGAUCGCUGGAGCGGAAUAAGACAUUGACGUACCUCAAUGGGCUGUCGCUUAUCGUUGGCUUGAUUAUUGGUUCUGGGAUCUUCUCGUCGCCGAGUCAGGUCAAUGCUAACGCGGGGUCACCGGGGGCUUCGCUCAUUGUUUGGGCGGUGGCUGGUCUGCUUGCCUGGACGGGUGCGGCGAGCUAUGCGGAGUUGGGAGGUGCGAUUCCGUUGAAUGGGGGCUCGCAGGUGUAUCUGUCUAAGAUCUUUGGAGAGUUGACGGGGUUUCUCUUUGCUUGGUGUGCUGUGUUGGUGUUGAAGCCUGGGUCUGCUGCGAUUAUCUCGCUCAUCUUCGGCGAGUAUCUCGUUCGGGCGUUUGUGGGUGCGGACGUGGGUGAUCUAAGCCCGUGGAUUAACAAGGGCGUUGCGCUUGGAGGGCUACUGGCCGUGACUCUGCUCAAUUGCAUAUCGACCAAGUUCGCUACCCGCAUUGGGGACUUUUUCUUGUUCUUCAAGUUCAUUGCUCUGCUGGGAGUUACCGUUAUAGGUAUCAUUGUUGCUGUGACUGGCUUUUCGUCGAAAGGAAGCGCAAAUGAAGAAUGGAAGAAUACCGGCUGGUUCGAGGGAACCAACACCGAGAUCUCGGAUUUCGCAGUGGCAUUGUAUGCCGGUCUCUGGGCAUUUGACGGCUGGGACAAUACCAACUACGUGACAGGCGAGUUCAAGAACCCGAAUCGCGAUCUGCCGCGGGUGAUUCACACAGCAAUGCCCCUGGUCAUCUUGUCCUAUCUGCUCGCCAAUGUCUCAUACUUCCUCGUCCUGCCUCACUCCGUCAUUGAGGCCAGCAACACUGUCGCCGUGCAGUUCGGCGCAAAGGUAUUCGGCCCCGUCGGAGCUCUAGUCCUAGCCCUAGUCGUUUCAGCCAGUUGCUUCGGCGCUCUCAACGCAACCACCUUUACAAGCGGCCGACUGGUCUACGCCGCCGGCAAGGAAGGAUAUCUCCCUUCUAUCUUCGGCCGCAUCGGCCUCCACGCCUCUGCCACAGGUCCUCCCCCAGGUAGCCGACUCCGCCACCGCUCCUGGGCGCGCAAAUCCCUCUCUCGUCUGGUCGGCGAUGAAUCCAGACUCGGCUUCACGCCUAUAUAUGCCAUGGCCUUCCACAGCGCUCUGACAGUUAUCUACAUUGUUGUUGGCGAGUUCGGCACCCUCGUCACUUUCUACGGUGUCGCCGGUUACACCUUCUACUUCCUCACCGUUCUCGGUCUGAUUGUUCUCCGGAUCCGUGAACCACACUUGGAACGACCAUAUCGCACUUGGGUUACUACGCCGAUUAUCUUCUGCUGUGUUAGUCUGUUCCUCCUCAGUCGGGCUGUCAUCUCUGAGCCUUUGCAGACUCUCAUUGUCGUCGCUUUCAUCAUUACUGGUGUGCCGGUCUACUACUGGCGUAUUCACCAGCGAGAUGGACACAUUGAUCUUCCUAAUUGGAAGUUCUGGAAGCGUAACCCAUAA
Penicillium bovifimosum is the source of this 1833-nucleotide messenger RNA. Its product is annotated as putative amino acid transporter. Gene Ontology annotation, molecular function: L-amino acid transmembrane transporter activity. The record is from RefSeq and is a predicted model, not a curated record. Gene Ontology annotation, cellular component: membrane. The transcript has 2 exons. The coding region runs from base 1 to 1833 and encodes 610 amino acids. NCBI's taxonomy places the organism in Eukaryota, Fungi, Ascomycota, Eurotiomycetes, Eurotiales, Aspergillaceae. Gene Ontology annotation, biological process: amino acid transmembrane transport.